AUGUUCGAGCUGUGUGCUUGUUCCAGACAGCUUCGAUUGCGGUCCCACCACCACCACCUUCAGCCGCCUCAACAUCUAUCCCUUCCAACCUGCAUACCACUGCAACACCUGUCCCAUCCUCUUCACAACGUGACGAACCCACCCGACCUCGUGCAACGACUCCCCUUCGGUGGCGUGCUCGGGCCCAUCCAUCACGCCCCACAACGGCCAUUAGUUGACCUUGCCUCGCUCGCCUCCUCGGCACUAAAUAUUCUGUAUGCUCCGCACCUCGCAAUUCCAUCACUGACCCAGGCCGACGAGCAGUGUGACACCGCACGGCCCACCUGCUCCCAGUGUCAGCGGGCCCGAUUCUCCUGUCCUGGAUACCGCGAUCCACAGCAGCUGCAGUUUCGCGACGAGAGCCUGGCUGUCCGGGCGCGAGUUCAUGCAGAGAAUCAAGAGUUACAUUCCAGAGCAACGACGGUGAAUAAUACAUGUACUGUAUCGCCACGCUCGAUCCCGUCGCCCCUAGCGGAAUCAUCCAUCCGCGAUGAAUCGGUUUGCUUUUUCUUUCGCUACUAUGUUCUCAAUGACCUCUACGAUAUUCCGAUUCACCCCAGCGUCUCACAGAUGGCCGAUCUGGCCGCCGUCAGCCCGGCUGUCUCGGGGGCCCUCGCGGCGGUGGGACUGGCGAGUUUGUCUAACAUCAGAAAAUCUGCGGGGUUAAUGAUCACUGCCAAUAAAGUUUACACAGAGGCUCUAAGGCUGACAGGGACUGCGUUGCAUAAUCCAACAAGCGAUGCUACUCUUGCGGCGGUGUUGCUUCUGAAUAUGUUUGAGGUAUGCUUCCGUCCAUCCCCCGCCCCCUUGUUUGGGUCAAUGUUAAUAGCUGCAGGUUUUGACAUGCCGAGUUAG
Penicillium lagena is the source of this 894-nucleotide messenger RNA. RefSeq lists its product as uncharacterized. NCBI's taxonomy places the organism in Eukaryota, Fungi, Ascomycota, Eurotiomycetes, Eurotiales, Aspergillaceae. Bases 1 to 894 code for a protein of 297 amino acids. The transcript is spliced from 3 exons. The record is from RefSeq and is a predicted model, not a curated record.